Molecule: messenger RNA, 1606 nt
Organism: Cuscuta epithymum
Lineage: Eukaryota; Viridiplantae; Streptophyta; Magnoliopsida; Solanales; Convolvulaceae
Source: the annotation of a GenBank genome assembly
AGAGGUCCAAUAGUCAUCACGACUGAUCCAAUAAUUUUAAUAUGUCCACACACACAUUAAUGAUUUUGAAAAUUUGACAAAGUUCAAUAUAAUCUUAAAUGGGAUGGAAAGACAAAUUUCCACUUUAUAGUUGUCAUUAAUAUUAUGUAGUUAUAGUCUGUGCCUGGAUCGAGCUCUAUUCAUGGAUUACUUGAUGCCGCUACUUGCCCUGCUUUUAUUGCUUCUGUCUACCACCCCAAGUAUCGCCGCUAAGAAGCGGCCGCCGUGCGAUUUCCCGGCGAUAUUCAACUUUGGUGACUCGAAUUCCGACACCGGCGGCCUGUCAGCAGCUUUUGGUCAGGCAGGGCCGCCGCAUGGACAGACGUUUUUCCAUCAUCCUGCCGGAAGAUACUGUGAUGGCCGUUUGAAGAUUGAUUUUAUAGCUGAGAGGUUAGGGAUACCUUAUCUAAGUGCAUUUCUGGACGCAUUGGGGUCAAACUUCACGCACGGGGCCAACUUCGCGACGGCGGGUUCGACCAUCCGACCUCAAAAUACAACCCUGCAUCAAAGCGGUUUCAGCCCUUUCUCCUUGAAUGUGCAGUUUAAUCAGUUCAGCGACUUCCAUCGCCGCUGGCCUCAGACCAUUAAACUCCACAACAACAGCGCCGUGGCUGAUGUAUUCUCCAGAGCUCUGUACACAUUUGAUAUUGGACAGAAUGAUUUAACGGCAGGCUACUUCCUGAACAUGUCAACAGAUCAAGUAAGAGAUUAUGUUCCUGAUGUAGUGGAUCAGUUUUCGUCCAUGGUGAAGAGUGUGUAUGAUGAUCAAGGGGGGAGACACUUCUGGAUACAUAAUACGGGUCCGGUGGGUUGCCUUCCGUAUGUGUUGGUAAGAGCGGGGGAGGUCGACCAGUGGGGAUGCGCGGCUGCUUUCAACGAGGUGGCCAAGUAUUUCAACAGCAGGCUGUGGCAUGCCGUGGUCCAGCUGAGGAAGGAUCUCCCACUGGCUACCCUCACCUAUGUUGAUGUUUAUUCUGUCAUGUAUCACCUCAUCACUCAUCCCACCCAACACGGGUUUGUGCACCCACUGGAGGCUUGUUGUGGAGAUGGGGGGAAAUACAAUUACAAGAGGGAAAUAGGAUGCGGAGGGAAGAUGAAGUUAGCGAAUGGGACGGAAGUGUUGGUGGGAAAAGCAUGCACAGACGCAUCAAAUAGGAUCAACUGGGACGGCGUGCAUUACACAGAGGCUGCUAACAAGUGGGUUUUCGACAAAAUCGUUGACGGAGCCUAUUCUCAUCCUCCCACCCCCCUCACAAUGGCAUGCCACACCCAUUAGCAUGCAUAAUCGAUCAUUAGUUUUGUUGUUGUACUUUCUCACAUGUUAUAGUUAGUAUCUACAUGCCAACACGUUUGACCUACCUUCUUCCUGAAAGUGUCAUGACAUCCAACCAUAAGGUGUGCUUGACAUGAUUGAUCAGUAGCUAGUUUAAUUAAAAUUAAAAUGAUUUCUUUCCUUCUUAGUUCUGCCAGCUUAAAACUCGGUUUGUUUAUUCUCUCUCAUUGUACCAUGAAGUCUAUAUUUACUUUUGAUGUGUCUUGUUUUUCCGAUUUUGUGAUGGGGUGGGGG